This is a messenger RNA of Entrophospora sp. SA101, 855 nucleotides long. Lineage: Eukaryota; Fungi; Glomeromycota; Glomeromycetes; Entrophosporales; Entrophosporaceae. The record is from the annotation of a GenBank genome assembly.
AUGAAUUCAAGUGGAUUAGGGUCGUCUUCAGAACAAGAUAAAAAGAAUUAUUCUACGAAAGUAGGAGGCAAUGUAUCAAUGAUACAACCAUUAGCUUCUUCUGGUGUACCUAAUGCGUACUCGAUAAACGUACCUGAAACUCCAUCAUUAACUUAUUCCUCGACAACAACACCAUCCGCUUCAUCAACAUCUUCGUCGUCAUCGACAACGAUAUCAACAAGCUUACCUAACUCUGGGCCAUUCCCGCCGUCAUCAUUAUCGUCAGUUGUACCAAGUGGACAAUCUAUGAAUUCGACAACAUCAACAUCUGUAACGACAUCAAUCGAUGGAUAUGGAUUACUUGGACUAUUAAGUGUAAUACGGAUGACAGAUCCUGAUUUAAACAUGUUAUCAUUGGGCAGUGAUUUAACAUCACUAGGUUUAAAUUUAAAUUCACCAGAUCCACUUUAUGCCACGUUUAGUUCGCCAUGGGCAGAUAAUAAUCAAGCUAUUGGAUUUAUUGAACCCGAGUAUCAUCUUCCUACAUGCUAUAAUGUACAACCACCACCACCUGCACCACAAAAAAUAAAAUCAUUUUCUGAUGAGACAUUAUUUUAUAUUUUUUAUAGUAUGCCAAAAGAUUUUUUACAGGAAGCUGCCGCAUAUGAAUUAUUUAAUCGAAAUUGGAGAUUUCAUAAAGAUUUGAAACUUUGGUUAACGAAAGAACAAGGAGCUGAACCAUUUAACAAAUCUCAAGUAUUUGAACGUGGAACAUUUAUAUUUUUUGAUCCUAGUGCAUGGGAAAAGUUUCCCCGGGAAAUUGUUCUUAUGUAUGAUUCAUUAGAAGAUAAAGAUCAAGCAAUGUAUUUGGAGUAA